Messenger RNA from Phalaenopsis equestris, 1775 nucleotides. Its product is annotated as protein NRT1/ PTR FAMILY 5.2-like. The record is from RefSeq and is a predicted model, not a curated record. Gene Ontology annotation, biological process: transmembrane transport. Gene Ontology annotation, cellular component: membrane. Gene Ontology annotation, molecular function: transmembrane transporter activity. The transcript is spliced from 4 exons. Lineage: Eukaryota; Viridiplantae; Streptophyta; Magnoliopsida; Asparagales; Orchidaceae. Bases 33 to 809 code for a protein of 258 amino acids.
CAUUACUCUCUCCCCGCAGCUCUGCAACCAUAAUGGUGUCCGUCGAGGAGGCGGAGGCGGCGGCCGAUUACACGAAGGACGGCUCCGUCGAUCUCCGCGGAAACCCAAUCCUCCGGUCUAAGCGCGGCGGCUGGAAAGCCUGUGGCUUCGUCGUAGUGUAUGAGGUGUUUGAGAGGAUGGCUUAUUAUGGGAUUUCAUCAAAUUUGGUGCUCUAUUUGACCAAUAAGCUCCAUGAGGGCACUGUGACAUCGGCAAAUAAUGUUACUAAUUGGGUUGGAACUGUGUGGAUAACGCCCAUCAUUGGCGCUUAUAUUGCUGAUGCUCAUCUCGGUCGGUAUUGGACGUUCAUAAUCGCAUCAAUCAUUUAUUUUUCGGGCAUGUGUGUUCUAACACUAGCAGUGUCCCUCCCAUCUCUCAAGCCUCCUCCUUGCGGCUCCGGCACCGUCGACCCAACUUGCACCACCAAAGCGUCCUCCUUUCAACUCUUCAUCUUCUUCUUCGGACUCUAUGUCAUCGCUCUCGGCACGGGCGGCACGAAGCCCAACAUCUCCACCAUCGGUGCCGAUCAAUUCGACGAGUUUGACCGACGAGAGCGCAAGCAUAAGCUAUCCUUCUUCAACUGGUGGAUGUUCAGUAUUUUUUUUGGCACGUUGUUUGCCAAUUCCUUUCUCGUCUACGUUCAAGAUAAUGUGGGGUGGACUCUGGGCUAUGCGCUCCCCACUCUCGGCCUUCUGAUCUCAAUCAUGAUUUUUGUCGCCGGCACGCCAUUCUAUCGUCACAAGCCGCUGGCCGGAAGUCCGUUUGCGUAAAUGAUGCAGGUGGUGGUGGCAGCAAUGAAGAAGUAUGGAGUAAGCCUGCCCGCUGAUCCCAAGGAGCUACAUGAGCUUGGCCUGCAUGAGUAUGCGGGCAAUGGCAAAGUUCGGAUUGGUUACACUCCUUCAAUGAGAUUUCUUAGCAAAGCGGCGAUCAAAACAGGAAAAUCCAGCAGCCCAUGGUCUCUCUGCACGGUGACGCAAGUAGAGGAAACCAAGCAAAUGGUGAGAAUGAUCCCCAUUCUGAUAGCCACCUUCAUCCCCAGCACAAUGCUCGCCCAAACCCACACUCUGUUCGUCAAACAGGGCGUCACUCUCGACCGCCGGAUUGGGCCCCAUUUUCGCAUCCCUGCAGCAAGUCUCGCCGCCUUCGUCACCAUCUCAAUGCUCAUCUCCAUCGUCAUUUACGACCGCGCCUUCGUUCCCCUUGCCCGCCGCUUCACCGGAAAUCCCCGCGGCAUCUCUCUCCUCCGCCGCAUGGGCACCGGUAUCUGCAUCCACAUCGUUAUAAUGCUGGUCGCCAGCCUCGCCGAGCGUCGCCGCCUCUCCACCGCACGCGCACACGGUGUCUCCACCAAAGACGCAACCGUCCCUCUCACCAUCUUCAUCCUCGUCCCACAGUUCGUGCUCACGGGAAUCGCCGACGCCUUCCUUGAGCCUGCCAAGAUUGAAUUUUUCUAUGAUCAAGCGCCGGAAGGGAUGAAGAGUCUGGGGACUUCUUAUGCAAUGACGACGCUUGGGGUUGGGAAUUUUCUGAGCAGCUUUCUGCUGUCGACGACGGAGAAGGUGACGAGGAGGUUGGACGGCGGCGGGGAGGGGGGUUGGAUACUCAACAAUCUCAAUAAGUCUCAUUUGGAUUACUAUUACGCUUUCUUUGUUGUUCUGAAUGUCGUCAAUUUCUUCUUCUUCCUUGUUGUUAGCCGACUGUAUGUUUAUAAAGCAGAGUCAAGUACUGAGACUGAU